AUGCGCCCUCGGGAUCUUUGCACCGCGGCUUUCUACGAUGACGUGCAGCGCAUGAAACAACUUGUACGCGCCGCUCUCGCGGGUGAAGACGAGGAGGAAGAAGAGGCGAUGAUGGAUAACGACGAAGACGAGGAGAUGGAGGAGGAACAGCUUUCUAUACGCCGGCUGGAACGUGCACAGAAGCGACGGGCGGCGGUUGCAUCCCUACUUGGCAGCCCUGGACUUCUCCGCGUUAUCGAAACAGGGGAGGAAUUUGGAUUGAUGUUCCGCGUGGACGAAGUGUGCGAGAAUGAGGGCAGCUGUGGCUUGAAGCCACAGUUUAAACUGACCCGACGAAGUCGAUAUCCAGCUCUGCCGCUGCAUUGGGCCGCACUCGGUCGCUCGCACCGUGCGUUGGAGUUUCUCGUCUCAAGCGGGGUAGAUGUGCAGCAGGAGGUUCCCGACUUCCCUAAAGUUACCGCGGCCGUGAUUUGUGCAUGCAACAUGUCCUUUGAGACGGCACGGCGGAUAGAAAAGGCGGUGGAGGCGCAACGGCAGCGGCUUCAAAACGAGGAACAGCAGCAUCGCAAGUGGGUAGAGACGCUGGAGGAAAAGAAGCGAGAGCGGGAGCGAUUGGCGGCGCUCGAGGAGGAGGAAGAGCGCGCGGAGGAAGAGGAGGCGAAUGACGCCGCAGAAGACGACAACGACGACGACGAUGAAGAGGACGACCCGGAGGCGGCUGCGUAG
Molecule: messenger RNA, 726 nt
Organism: Trypanosoma conorhini
Lineage: Eukaryota; Euglenozoa; Kinetoplastea; Trypanosomatida; Trypanosomatidae
Exons: 1
Coding region: 1-726 (241 amino acids)
Source: RefSeq, a predicted model, not a curated record